CACAAGGACUGCAGGAGGAGCACAGAGUCUGAAGGCAGAAGAGAGAGGAGAAGCUACCUGAACAGUCACCAUCUGCAGCUCAGACUCACCAUGCUGUGGUUUCUGCUGCUGAACUGUGCGCUCUGCAUGGGAGGACACUCUGCAGCAGGACAGAGAGAUGGGGAAAUGAUCAGUCAGAUAAAAAUGACAAACUUCGCACUGGAUGAGAUUAAAGAGCUUUUGAAACAACAGAUAAAAGAGAUUGUUUUCCUGAAGAACACGGUGAUGGAGUGUGAAGCCUGUGGGAUGGGAGGAAUGCAGCCUCGUCCCUCCUGCGUGCCGAACCCCUGCCACCCAGGGGUGAAGUGCAAGGAGACACCUCAGGGUGUGAAGUGCGGACCCUGUCCUGAUGGUACGGAGGGCAACGGUACCCACUGCACUGAUGUCGACGAGUGUACAGUUAUGCCGUGUCACAUGGGUGUGCGCUGCAUAAACACCUCCCCAGGUUUCCGCUGCGGCUCCUGUCCUGCUGGGUACACCGGCCCCCAGGUCCAGGGCGUCGGACUCGCCUACGCCACCGCCAACAAACAGGUCUGCAAAGAUAUCAAUGAGUGUGAAGGCAUCAACAAUGGAGGCUGUGUGGAGAACUCUGUCUGUAUGAACACGCCUGGGUCCUACAGGUGCGGCCCCUGCAAGACGGGCUAUAUUGGAGAUCAGCGGCGCGGCUGUAAGCCAGAGAGAGCCUGUGGAAACGGCCAGCCCAACCCCUGCCACGCCAGCGCCGAGUGCUUCGUCCAUCGAGAGGGUCGCAUCGAGUGUCAGUGUGGAGUCGGGUGGGCUGGAAACGGCUACCACUGCGGCCCUGACAUUGACAUCGAUGGUAUCCCUGAUGAGAAAUUGGCCUGUCCUGAGAAGACCUGCAACAAGGAUAAUUGUCUCACUGUUCCCAACUCUGGUCAAGAAGAUGCCGAUGGUGACGGCAUGGGAGACGCCUGUGAUGAAGACGCAGAUGGGGACGGGAUCUUCAAUAUGCAGGAUAACUGUGUGUUGGUGCCUAAUGUUGACCAGAGGAACGCCGAUGAAGAUGACUUUGGCGAUGCAUGCGAUAACUGCCGCGCAGUGAAAAACAACGACCAAAGAGACACGGAUGUGGACAAAUAUGGUGACGAGUGUGAUGAAGACAUCGAUGGGGAUGGAAUCCUUAAUCACCUGGAUAACUGCAAAAAAGUUCCCAACGCUGACCAGAAGGAUCGUGAUGGAGACAAAGUGGGAGACGCCUGCGACAGCUGUCCUUAUAUCCCAAACCCAGACCAGAUGGAUGCUGACGACGACUUGAUUGGAGAUCCCUGUGACACCAACAAGGACAGUGACGGUGACGGGCACCAGGACUCGAGGGACAACUGUCCGGCCGUCAUCAACAGCUCCCAGCUGGACACGGACAAGGACGGCCAGGGGGACGAGUGUGACGAUGACGACGAUAACGACGGCAUCCCUGACCUGCUGCCCCCCGGUCCGGAUAACUGCCGUCUGAUCCCCAACCCGCUGCAGGAGGACUCGAACGGUGAUGGCGUUGGCAACAUUUGCGAGGCGGAUUUCGACAACGACACCAUCAUCGACGCUAUCGACGUUUGUCCAGAAAACGCUGAGGUCACCGACACUGACUUCAGGGAGUACCAGACCGUCGUUUUGGAUCCGGAGGGUGACGCACAGAUCGACCCCAACUGGGUGGUGCUGAACCAGGGAAGAGAGAUAGUCCAGACUAUGAACAGUGAUCCUGGGUUGGCAGUGGGUUACACGGCUUUCAGCGGUGUGGACUUUGAAGGGACCUUUCAUGUAAAUACGGUGACGGACGAUGACUAUGCAGGAUUUAUCUUCGGCUACCAGGACAGCUCCAGUUUCUACGUGGUGAUGUGGAAACAGGUGGAACAGAUCUACUGGCAGGCGAACCCGUUCAGAGCCGUGGCAGAACCUGGCAUCCAGCUGAAGGCCGUCAAGUCGAACACGGGUCCAGGGGAGAACCUGAGGAACGCCCUGUGGCACACCGGAGACACCAGCGAUCAGGUCAAACUCCUCUGGAAAGACGCUCGCAAUGUCGGCUGGAAGGACAAGACUUCUUACCGCUGGUUCCUCCAGCACCGACCCGCAGACGGCUACAUCAGAGUACGUUUCUACGAGGGUCCUAAGAUGGUGGCGGACACAGGCGUCAUCAUAGAUGCCACGAUGAGAGGAGGUCGACUGGGAGUCUUCUGCUUCUCCCAGGAGAAUAUCAUCUGGGCCAACCUGCGUUAUCGCUGUAAUGACACUCUCCCUGAGGACUUCGACACUUACAGAGCCCAGCAGUUCCGGCUGGCGGUCUGAAGACACUGAGCGAGCCCAGGGAAUUCUGGGAAACAGGUUCCAAAGCACAGCUGGGAUCAGAAAUAAAACCAUCACUUAUAUACAAAGGCUUGUAAGAAGUCAACCAAAUAUGUUUUAACAUAAAGACUGAUAUAUAAACUCCUGACAUCAGGGAAAAGUUUUCGGAGCAGCAUCAGGAAGACAAAUAGUUUUUAAUUGUUUAGCAAACGGAAAUAUCUGUCAUAAAUAAUUUUGUGACUAAAUAUUGUCCUAUAUUGUAUUCAAAUUUCAAUUUAUACUUUGAAAGAACUAUUGAAAAUAUUUAACUGUCACUGAUGAAUAAAUGUGGAUUUUGGUAAAUAAUGUGCAUUAUACAUUUUAUGCAUUAUAUUUUAAUAUUAACCAGCAAUUAUGAAAUGUCUAAUGAGGAAGGUAGUCUUAAAAGUGUCAACAUGUCAGAGAAGUGCGGAAAAAAUGUUUUCAAAACUAGUCAAUUGUUAUUUAAAUUACUAUUACUAUAUAUAUAUAUAUAUAUAUAUAUAUACAUAUACACUGUAUGUAUAUAUAUGUAUAUAUUUUGUGUCAUGUAAAGCAGCUUUAAAUAUCUAGAAAUAACAUGUUAAUGGCUUUACUGCAGAAGAAGUCAAACAUUUUGUUUUAAGUAACAGACGUGACGUUUUUUCAAACUCAACAGCUUUUAGUGGAAAUCAACAUUCUGAACAUUUCACAAGCAUGCACAUAUCCAAAAUAAUCUUUUAAAUUUUGCAUUUGGAAAUACAGAUUACAAAAUAGAAACAAUAGCAAAGACAAUAUACAACAGGAUCGAACACCAUGCAUGUCCACAGCAAACACGCUGUGACGUUGUAAAAUGACAUCGGGCCGCUUUUUUAAAUCAGCAUUUUCUGAAAAUCAAGACUAUUUGCAGAGAAACAUCUGUCUUCCACAUUCAAUUUAAUUGACAUUUUCUUUCAUCUUAUAAACAAAUGGUCACAUAAGGAGAAUCACAUGGCAACGAAGAAAUUACUACAGAUCUUUUACUACGACUCACAGGACAACAGUGGUUUAUGCUAUUAUCACUAGAAGCUUUAAGUGGAAUUUAAACUAUGUUUUUCCAAAGACAGUUGUAGAGUCAUUUAGAAAACCCUGUGUUAUUAAGGGGACAUUUUAUUCAGACCUAAAACACCCUGGGAACAAGCAGUAAAGAUGGAGCACCAACUCUUUAUUUUUCACGUGGGAUCAAUGAUACGCCUUUUAACACAGGACUCCUGUUUAAGACUGCUCUGCUUCUUCAGUUUGGGACAAGAUAUCAGCUUCACUGCUUUUCAACACAACAUACGCUGCGCUAACAAGUAACUCAAGAAGUCAGUGGAGGCUCAGACCAUAACAACCAGAUGAGUAAACACUGCAUAACUUGGAAAAUAUAAAUUCAUUUUGAGGUGAUUUGUUCAUCUCGAGACGGAAACGAAAUUUCGUUCAGUAGCCAUAAAAGUGUUUCAGUGUUUAGCUUCAGAUGCCUUUUUUGUGAAAUUACCUCAAUGUCUCAAAAUGCUAAUUCAUGCUCUACACGUGAGAAUGUUUCACCACCAAGAAAGGAUCACGCAAAGAUAUCCAAGUCUGCCGAACAAAGUUUACUGUCUUUUUUAUUUCUUGAAUUGAAUUGAAUUAGCUGCCUAGCUUGAGUUAAAUUAUUUGUGUAAAAUGUUGUGGCUCUUAGCUGACUCUAUAGACAACAAACCAAAGACAAUUAAAAAAGGAAUCUAA
Molecule: messenger RNA, 4077 nt
Organism: Gymnodraco acuticeps
Lineage: Eukaryota; Metazoa; Chordata; Actinopteri; Perciformes; Bathydraconidae
Gene: comp
Product: cartilage oligomeric matrix protein
Exons: 19
Coding region: 91-2337 (748 amino acids)
Biological process (GO): cell adhesion
Cellular component (GO): extracellular region
Molecular function (GO): calcium ion binding
Source: RefSeq, a predicted model, not a curated record